AUGCCCUGGACUACAGAGAAGGUUAAGAUGAGAGAAGAUUAUGAGAAAGAAGAAAUUGGUGAAUUUGGAACAGGGGAAUUGAAUGAAGAAUUCAUACAAGAAGAAUUGAAUGAGGAGGAUUAUCAAGAAAUGAUUCUGAUGAAGUGUAGAAAGUUAAAUUUGUUGAUUAAGAAUGGAAUUAGUACUUUCUCACAAAAUGUGAUAUUAAAUCAUUUGGAAAGUAGUUUCGUAGAAAUUUUAAAUGAUGAGGUUGGAGAUGAUGAAGAUAAUGAAGAUGAUAAAGGAGAAGAGAUCAAAAAGAGGAGGUCUUCAAGAAUCAGUAAUAUGGUGAAGGAAAUUCCACAAAAUGUUGAAUCUGUUGCCAAAGUUGCCAAAAGAUCUUCUUCUUUAAAGAAGUACAUAAAAGACAAAAAUGUCCCUCGUUGUGAAAAAGAAACUGCAGCAAGAGGAAAAGAUGUUGAAAUGCAGGAAACAAAUGAUAAGAAAGUAGAGGAUCCUGUGAAAGACAAAAAUGCCCCUGUGAAAGUCAAAAAACGACAAUAUUUAAAAGGGUGUGUGGAAGGAAAUAAUGCUGAUAAAGAAGAAUAUUUUUUUUUAAUAAGCAUCUAA
Messenger RNA from Lactuca virosa, 609 nucleotides. The record is from the annotation of a GenBank genome assembly. Lineage: Eukaryota; Viridiplantae; Streptophyta; Magnoliopsida; Asterales; Asteraceae.